Truncatella angustata is the source of this 4154-nucleotide messenger RNA. RefSeq lists its product as uncharacterized. Gene Ontology annotation, biological process: UTP biosynthetic process; 'de novo' pyrimidine nucleobase biosynthetic process; L-citrulline biosynthetic process. The coding region runs from base 455 to 3967 and encodes 1170 amino acids. The transcript has 5 exons. Gene Ontology annotation, molecular function: metal ion binding; dihydroorotase activity; ATP binding. The record is from RefSeq and is a predicted model, not a curated record. Gene Ontology annotation, cellular component: cytosol; cytoplasm. Lineage: Eukaryota; Fungi; Ascomycota; Sordariomycetes; Amphisphaeriales; Sporocadaceae.
ACAAAUUUUCUUUAUUUUUUUUUGUCGCGGAACAUGCAUAUGAUAUCCCCGCGACCGGUCCUAGAUCGCAGGGAAGUCAGGAGCUCUAGUGGGUGUUUCCCACCUGCGCCAGGGCGGUUAUGGCCUAGCGCACAGCAUCUGGCGGGCCAAUUCAAGAAUUUUUCUGAGCAUGUCCCUCAUUGAUAUCUUAUCGCUGCCCACCCGAAAAUCCGCUACAGUACGAACUAGGGGACCCUACCGUAGGCGGUCGAGUCACGAACCUGCCGGCACCUGCAUCUCAAAGAUAUUCUACUUCUCGACUCGACUCGACUCGACUCUUGCCAAUCUCCUCCUGUAACUUUCAGACAAGGUCAAUUGACUCCAGGAAGGGGCGCAUCUGACAUCAGAUCUGUCGAGAGGCCCUUUAGUCCAUAGCUUGGAGAACGUAGCUCUUACACAGCUGGCUACCAUAGCUAUGGCUUUCUCCACAAAGCUCGCCCAUCGCGCACCCGCGGCCGUUCGCGGUGGACGGCGACUACCAACCGUCUUGCCUCGCAGGCAGUUGACCUCGACCAGCUUCCCUUCCCCAGCCUACACCAAGCUGGUCUCUGCCACCAGGGCCUCGCAAUGGAACCAGAGGAGGAAUUUCACAGCCUCGGCAGCCUGCUGCAACAGUGGUAUUGCCCAGGAGGCUCCCAACCCCAAGGCCUACCUUGAGAGCGGUGUCAUAAAACCCAAGGAGAUGGUCGAUGUCAAGAAGGUCCUUGUCAUUGGUAGCGGUGGUCUUGCCAUUGGCCAGGCUGGAGAGUUCGAUUACUCAGGUUCUCAAGCCCUGAAGGCUCUCAAGGAGGCCGGUGUCGCCUCUGUUCUUAUCAACCCCAACAUUGCUACCAUUCAGACUGCCCACGUGCUCGCCGAUGAGGUCUACUACCUCCCCGUCACCCCUGAAUAUGUCUCCUACGUUAUCGAGAGGGAACGCCCUGACGGAAUCUUCUUGUCCUUCGGUGGACAGACUGCGCUGAAUCUGGGUGUGCAGAUGCAGCGAAUGGGUCUGUUUGAGCGUUACGGCGUCAAGGUGCUGGGUACCAGCGUUCAUACCUUGGAGUUGAGUGAAGACCGAGACCUCUUUGCCAAGGCCUUGAACGAGAUCAACAUCCCCAUUGCACACUCCAUCGCUGUCAACACUGUCGAUGAGGCUCUGGACGCUGCUGAGAAGGUCGGCUAUCCCAUCAUUGUCCGAGCCGCCUUUGCUCUUGGUGGCCUUGGCUCCGGCUUCGCCAACGACAAGGAGGAGCUCCGCAACAUGGCAGCUCGAUCCCUCACCUUGUCGCCGCAGAUUCUUGUUGAGAAGUCCCUCAAGGGCUGGAAAGAAGUUGAGUACGAGGUCGUUCGUGAUGCCAACGACAACUGCAUCACUGUGUGCAACAUGGAGAACUUCGACCCCCUCGGUACCCACACUGGUGACUCCAUCGUUGUCGCUCCCAGUCAGACAUUGAGUGACGAGGAAUACCACAUGCUGCGAACCGCUGCCAUCAAGAUCGUUCGCCACCUUGGAGUUGUUGGAGAGUGCAAUGUCCAGUACGCCCUGCAGCCUGAUGGUCUUGACUACCGUGUCAUCGAGGUCAACGCCCGCCUGUCUCGUUCAUCUGCUCUGGCUUCCAAGGCCACUGGCUACCCUCUUGCCUACACUGCCGCAAAGAUUGGUCUUGGCCACAGCUUGCCUGAGCUUCCCAACGCCGUUACCCGCACAACCACAGCCAACUUCGAGCCAUCUCUGGAUUACAUCGUCACCAAGAUCCCCCGAUGGGAUCUGGCCAAGUUCCAGCAUGUCAAGCGUGACAUUGGCAGUGCUAUGAAGUCUGUGGGUGAAGUUAUGGCUAUCGGGCGAACUUUCGAGGAAUCCUUCCAGAAGGCUAUCCGACAGGUCGACCCCAACUUCCUUGGUUUCCAGGGAGACAAGUUUGACAACCUCGACGACGUCCUUGCAAACCCCACGGAUCGCCGUUGGUUGGCUGUCGGUCAAGCUAUGCUUCACGAGGGCUAUACCGUCGACCGGGUACACGAGCUGAGCAAGAUCGACAAGUGGUUCCUGUACAAGCUUCAAAACCUCGUCAACUGCGUUCGCGAGAUGGAGGCUGUUGGUAGCUUGGAGAACAUGAAGCGUGAUCUUGUGCUCAAGGCCAAGAAGAUGGGCUUCUCUGACAAGCAAAUUUCCAAGGCCGUCAACAGUGACGAGAAGUCGGUCCGCGCACACCGUCUCGGCAUGGGUAUUCGCCCAUGGGUUAAGAAGAUCGACACUUUGGCUGCUGAGUUCCCUGCUGACACCAACUACCUGUACACCACCUACAACGCCAGCACGCACGACGUCACUUUCGACGACAAGGGAACUGUCAUCUUAGGAUCAGGUGUCUACAGAAUUGGAAGCUCCGUCGAGUUCGACUGGUGCGCUGUAUCUGCCACCCUAGCACUGCGAAAGAUGGGAAAGAAGACUGUGAUGAUCAACUACAACCCCGAGACUUACUCCACUGAUUUCGACACCGCCGACAAGCUGUACUUCGAAGAGCUCAGCUAUGAACGUGUCAUGGAUAUCUACGAACUCGAGAAUGCUUCUGGUGUUGUCGUCUCCGUCGGUGGUCAACUUCCUCAGAACAUUGCCCUUCGCCUCCAAGAGGAAGGCAAGGCUAACGUCCUUGGUACUGACCCUAAGGAUAUUGACAAGGCCGAGGACCGACAGAAGUUCUCUGAGAUCCUCGACAGCAUUGGCGUCGACCAGCCUGCCUGGAAAGAGCUGACUUCAGUUGCCGAGGCUGAGAAGUUCGCCCAGGACGUCGGUUACCCCGUUCUUGUCCGGCCCAGUUACGUUCUCUCUGGGGCUGCCAUGACUGUCAUUCGAAGCCAAGGAGACCUCAAGGAGAAGCUUGAAGCUGCCAGCAACGUGUCCCCCGAUCACCCUGUUGUCAUCACCAAGUUCAUCGAGGGCGCCCAAGAGAUCGACGUCGACGGUGUCGCUUCCAAGGGCGAACUUAUCGUUCAUGCUAUCAGCGAGCACGUCGAGCAGGCCGGUGUUCACUCCGGCGAUGCCACCUUGGUCUUGCCCCCUACCAACCAGGACGAACGUACCAUGGAACGCCUCAAGGAGAUCGCCCAGAAAGUUGCCAAGGCCUGGAGCAUCACCGGACCCUUCAAUAUGCAAGUAAUUAAGGCUACCAACCCAGAGGGUGGUGAGCCUCUGCUGAAGGUCAUUGAGUGCAACCUCCGCGCUUCUCGAUCUUUCCCCUUCGUCAGCAAGGUAUUGGGUACCAACUUCAUCGAUGUCGCCACCAAGGCUCUCGUCGGCCAAGAUGUGCCUGAGCCCACUGACUUGAUGGCCGCCAAGCGUGACUAUCUUGCUGUCAAGGUUCCCCAGUUCUCCUGGACUCGUCUUGCUGGUGCUGAUCCUUUCCUCGGUGUCGAGAUGGCCAGUACUGGCGAGAUGGCUUGUUUCGGUAAGGACCUCGUGGAGGCUUACUGGACUUCAAUGCAGUCUUCCAUGAACUUCCGUGUCCCCGAGCCUGGUGAGGGUAUCCUCUUUGGCGGUGAGACCUCCAAGCCCUGGUUGACCACGAUUGUGGAUUACCUCUCACCCCUUGGCUACAAAUUCUAUGCUGCCGGCAAUGAUGUCAAGGAGUUCCUCGAGUCUUCAACCAAGGAUAAGGUCAAGGUUGAGGUUAUCGAGUUCCCCAAGGAGGACAAGCGCGCCCUUCGUGAGGUCUUCCAGAAGUACGACAUCAAGGGUGUGUUCAAUCUGGCUUUGGAAAGAGCCAGGACCACAACUGAUGUUGACUACGUCAUGCGACGAAACGCUGUGGACUUUGGUGUUCCGUUGUUCAUGGAGCCCCAGACCGCCAUGCUAUUUGCUCAAUGUAUCAGCGAGAAGCUCCCUCGCAAGGAGGGUAUUCCUUCCGAAGUUCGCCGAUGGUCGGACUUCAUUGGCGGCAAGCCUCUGUAAAUAUCUUGGAGAUUCGGUUCCGGUUCUAGAGAAAAUAUGUGCUUUCGCCUUACUAAAUAUCCGUCCAUUCCAUGGCCAUGUUGGGUCGGGUUGCCAGGCGUUCAUAUGACGGUUUGCGACAUUCUGGUGGUGGGCAAUUUUGGGUCUGAAAUUUUCAUAGUGAAUACCAAGCGAAGUGAAACUUGAA